Oncorhynchus masou masou (cherry salmon) is the source of this 2362-nucleotide messenger RNA. RefSeq names its product cyclic nucleotide-gated cation channel-like. The record is from RefSeq and is a predicted model, not a curated record. Lineage: Eukaryota; Metazoa; Chordata; Actinopteri; Salmoniformes; Salmonidae. The transcript has 6 exons. Gene Ontology annotation, cellular component: intracellular cyclic nucleotide activated cation channel complex; plasma membrane. The coding region runs from base 11 to 2116 and encodes 701 amino acids. Gene Ontology annotation, biological process: monoatomic cation transmembrane transport. Gene Ontology annotation, molecular function: cGMP binding; intracellularly cAMP-activated cation channel activity; intracellularly cGMP-activated cation channel activity.
UCAGCUGAAGAUGACAGGCCAGGUGGCCGACAGAGACUUGUCCCCCCAUCGUCUCUCAGUGAAGACCACUGUGGAGGAGGAGCCAGAGAGGGAGAGAGCUGAGAGUACUCUCAGCAGAGUGCCAUCAGAAUGUGAUCAUGAUAAUGAUGACACAUCCUCAGAGCUGGCACGGGUGGCCGCUCUCGAUGGUGGAAACAACUCAAGGAACUCUUUUCAAGGACGGGGAGCUCUGUCUAGAUUAGUGAAUUUGGUGGUGAUUCUGAGGGAGUGGGCACACAAGAGCCUUGUAGAGGAGGAGGAGCGGCCAGACUCUUUCUUGGAACGCUUCCGUGGCCCUGAGCUAAGGACUGCCCCUAGUCGCAUCAGCAAUACGCAGCCUGAUGCCAAUGGCAACAAUAUCAAAGGGAGAUUUAGGAAAAAAUGGGGUGUGUUCGUUGUGUCCCCAUCAGACGACAAGUACUACCGUUGGCUGUUUGUUAUUGCUAUAGCUGUGCUCUACAACUGGAUCCUCAUUGUGGCUAGGGCAUGCUUUGACAAACUGCAGACAAGCAAUUACAUCUGCUGGUUGGUGCUGGACUACCUUUCAGACGCUUUGUACAUCCUGGACACAUGUGUCCGACUCCGCACAGGGUUUCUGGAGCAGGGUCUACUGGUGAAGGACCUCUCCAAGCUGAGAGACAGCUAUGUCCGCACAUUUCAGUUCAAGCUGGAUGUUGUGUCCAUCCUACCCACUGAUCUGGCCUACAUAUCCACAGGAAUCCACACCCCAGAGCUCAGAUUCAAUCGCCUGCUGCGCUUCCCACGCAUGUUUGAGUUCUUUGACCGCACUGAGACACGCACAAACUACCCCAACAUCUUCCGCAUCUGCAACUUGGUGCUCUACAUCCUGGUCAUCAUCCACUGGAAUGCCUGCAUCUACUUUGCUAUUUCCAAAUCUCUAGGGUUUGGCUCUGAUACCUGGGUGUACCCCAACAUCUCCAACCCCGAGUAUGGCUCCCUAACCCGGGGCUAUGUCUACUGCCUGUACUGGUCCACCCUCACCCUCACCACUAUUGGAGAGAUGCCUGCACCUGUACGGGAUGAGGAGUAUCUUUUUGUGGUCUUUGACUUCCUCGUUGGGGUGCUGAUCUUUGCCACGAUUGUGGGUAAUGUUGGCUCCAUGAUUUCCAACAUGAAUGCCACACGUGCAGAGUUUCAGGCCCGUAUUGAUGCCAUCAAACACUACAUGCACUUCCGCCGGGUCAGCAAGGAGCUGGAAGCACGCGUCAUUAAGUGGUUUGACUACCUCUGGACUAAUAAGAAAGCAGUGGAUGAGCAGGAGGUAUUGAAGAACUUGCCUAACAAAUUGCGGGCUGAGAUCGCCAUCAAUGUGCACCUCGAGACCCUGAAGAAAGUGCGUAUCUUUCAGGACUGUGAGGCUGGACUGUUGGUGGAGCUGGUCCUGAAACUCCGGCCACAGGUCUAUAGCCCAGGGGACUACAUCUGCCGCAAAGGGGACAUAGGGAAGGAGAUGUACAUCAUCAAAGAGGGGAAGCUGGCAGUGGUGGCAAAUGACGGGGUCACACAGUACGCCCUCCUCACCGCCGGCAGCUGCUUUGGGGAGAUAAGUAUCCUCAACAUCCAGGGCAGCAAAAUGGGAAACCGCAGGACGGCCAAUAUCCGCAGUAUCGGCUAUUCUGACCUCUUCUGCCUCUCUAAGGAUGACCUGAUGGAAGCAGUGACCGAGUACCCUGAUGCUAAGAAGGUGCUGGAGGAGAGGGGGAAGGAGAUCCUUAUGAAGGAGGGCCUCCUGGAUGAGAAUGCAGAGGCUGGCAGACUAGGUGGAGAGGACACUGAGGAGAAGGUGGAGAGGCUGGAGUCCUCUCUGGACACCCUGCAGACGCGCUUCGCCCGCCUGCUCAGCGAGUACACGGCCACACAGCAGCGGCUGAAGCGGCGCAUCACCAACCUGGAGCGCCAGCUGUGCCACACGGGCUGCGGGAUCCUCUCAGACGCAGACCUCUCUGACGAAGACUCAGCUUCUGAGGCUGAGGCAGACACUUUGGCCGCUGCCAAUACCGUUGAGCAGGGUGACCAUGGAAAUGAUGAGCCGACUGAAUCCACUGUUCAAACUUGAAAGCUGCAUGAGACCAUGGCUCUAGGCCUAGCAGUUUUCAAGCACUUUCAAAUUCACAAGGGUAUGCACAAAUGUACAAUAAACUUCCUUCCUAAUAAGAAAAUCAUUUUCAUAUUAACUUUAUGACUGUUGCAUUAAGAGUACAGUGCCUUCAGAAACUAUUCACACCCCUUGACCUGUUCCAUAUUUUGUUUUGUUACAGCCUGAAUAUUACAUUUAGAUUUUGUGUCACUGGCCUACACACAA